AAGAGCCGCCGCAGCCCCUGCGGGACGGGGGCCUGCGUCGCCAUGGGUUCCACCGGCGCCCCGGAGGGCGCGCUGGGCUACGUGCGCGAGUUCACCCGCCACUCCUCCGACGUGCUGGGCAACCUGAACGAGCUGCGCCUGCGCGGGAUCCUCACCGACGUCACCCUGCUGGUCGGCGGGCAGCCCCUGCGAGCUCACAAGGCGGUUCUUAUCGCCUGCAGUGGCUUCUUCUAUUCGAUUUUUCGAGGCCGCGCAGGCGUGGGGGUGGAUGUGCUCUCCCUGCCCGGGGGCCCCGAAGCCGGAGGCUUCGCUCCUCUCCUGGAUUUCAUGUACACGUCACGCCUACGCCUCUCUCCUGCCACUGCACCGGCCGUCCUCGCGGCCGCCACCUACUUACAGAUGGAACACGUGGUCCAGGCCUGCCACCGUUUCAUCCAGGCCAGCUAUGAACCUCUGGGCAUCUCCUUGCGGCCUUUGGAGGCGGAACCCCCGAGGCCCCCAACGGCCCCUCCACCAGGCAGCCCCAGGCGCUCUGAAGGGCAUCCAGACCCACCUACCGAGUCUCGCAGCUGCAGUCAAAGGCCCCUCAGCCCAGGCAGCCCAGACCCCAAGGCCUGCAACUGGAAAAAGUACAAGUUCAUCGUGCUAAACUCUCAGGCCACCCAAGCAGGGAGCCUGGUGGGGGAGAGGAGUGCUGGUCGACUGUGCCCCCAAGCCAGGCUCCCCAGCGGCGACGAGGCUUCCAGCAGCAGCGGCAGUGAAGAAGGACCCAUUCCCGGUCCCCAGAGCAGGCUCUCUCCAUCUGCUGUCACGGGACACUUCAAAUGUGGGGCUCCAGUCAAUAGCCCCCACCUCCUCACAGCCCCGACUCAAGAGACCCCUGCAUCGCAGUCUGGGCGGGCUUGUCCGCCACCAGGAAGUGAACCGUUCAGCUGCCAGAACUGUGAGGGAGUGGCUGGGUGCUCGUCUGGGCUGGACCCCUUGGCUCCCGGGGAUGAGGACAAGCCCUACAAAUGUCAGCUCUGUCGGUCUGCCUUCCGCUACAAAGGCAACCUGGCCAGUCACCGCACGGUGCACACAGGGGAGAAGCCCUACCACUGUUCCAUCUGCGGAGCCCGCUUUAACCGGCCGGCCAACCUGAAGACGCACAGCCGCAUCCAUUCGGGAGAGAAGCCCUACAAGUGUGAGACCUGCGGCUCGCGCUUCGUGCAGGUAGCGCAUCUGCGCGCGCACGUGCUGAUCCACACCGGGGAGAAGCCCUAUCCUUGCCCUACCUGCGGCACUCGCUUCCGCCACCUACAAACCCUCAAGAGCCACGUUCGCAUCCACACGGGGGAGAAGCCCUACCACUGCGACCCCUGCGGCCUGCAUUUCCGGCACAAGAGUCAGCUGCGCCUGCAUCUGCGCCAGAAGCAUGGAGCGGCGACCAACACCAAAGUGCACUACCACAUUCUGGGGGGGGCCCUAGCUGCGCGCGCCGCCUGGAUCCCACGAGCUUCCCGGACACCCGGAGAGCUGCGGGCUUGGGCGUGGGGGGGCGUGCAAGGCCCCUCGGGUGUCAGAAACGGCCACCACCUUGAAUUCUCGCUGGGGAGAGCAGGGGUGGCAGGUCCGCGCCCGAUCUGCCUCCGUUUUGCUGGUCAAAACCUCUUCCCCACAAUCCAAGUUGUUUCUGAGGAGAGAGUCAGCUGGGAGCUGCGGGUGGCGGGGCGGGCGGGGGGGCGGAACCGAGCUCUAAGCCCCGCCCUGCCCUCCUGGCUCCAGCCCCCCGGCUCGGGGGCGUCCCGCUUCACCACUGGCCAGCGGUGUACAGGCAUGACGGCCGGCACCGGCAGGGCCGCCUCCCGGCUCCAGGCUGAACGUCGGGUCCCCGCCCGGGCCCGUCCCGCCCAGGCCCGUCCCGCCCAGGCCUCGACCGGCUGCGCGCGGCCCACGGAGCCCCGCCCCCGGGAGCCGCUAGCGCGGAGGCCGCCGGCUCUCCCCACCUAG
Lontra canadensis (Northern American river otter) is the source of this 1989-nucleotide messenger RNA. It is a transcript of the gene BCL6B, whose product is annotated as BCL6B transcription repressor. Gene Ontology annotation, biological process: regulation of transcription by RNA polymerase II. The record is from RefSeq and is a predicted model, not a curated record. Gene Ontology annotation, cellular component: nucleus. Bases 43 to 1989 code for a protein of 648 amino acids. The transcript is spliced from 11 exons. Gene Ontology annotation, molecular function: DNA-binding transcription factor activity, RNA polymerase II-specific; RNA polymerase II cis-regulatory region sequence-specific DNA binding; protein binding. Lineage: Eukaryota; Metazoa; Chordata; Mammalia; Carnivora; Mustelidae.